AUGUCUGAACCUUGGGCUGCUGAUCCGGAACACAACCACGUUCGCGAUUUCAAGGGCUAUGGCGAGAAUGGCCUACAAGGACUAGAAUGGCCCAAUAAAGCAAAGAUUGCAGUUUCCUUUGUGAUCAACUAUGAAGAAGGAGGCGAACGUUCCGUCCUUCUAGGCGACGGCGAAACCGAAACCACCCUCAGCGAAACUCCCGGUCGAGCACCGCGAACCGACGCACGAAACCUCAGCGUCGAAAGCGAAUACGAAUAUGGAAGUCGGGCGGGUUUCUGGAGAUGUUUCCGCCUCUUCAACAAAUAUGCCAUGAAAUUCACGCUGUAUGCUGUUGCGUCGGCUUGUGAGGAGUAUCCCGAAGUGGUGCAGAGGAGUGUGGAAAUGGGACAUGAUGUUGCCAGUCAUGCUUAUCGCUGGAUCGAUCAUUYUGAUUUGACCGAGGAGAAAGAGAGGGAGUUGAUUAAGAAAGCGGUGGUUUCUUUGAAGGGUUUGUCGGGGUAUGCGCCCAAGGGUUGGUAUUAUGGGCGUCCGUCGCCGAGAUCGAGGACGUUGGUUCCUAAGGUUUAUGAGGAGUUGGGGGAGACGUUGUUGUGGGCUUCGGAUACUUAUGCUGAUGAUGUGCCAUACUGGUAUGAUCGAAUCGACACAAAGGAGGGAGAGGAUACCAAAGGCCUGGUCAUGGUUCCAUACUCGUACGACUGCAACGACUUCAAAUUCCUGACUCCUUGCGGCUUCCGGACACCUGGUGCUUUCUACGAGCACAUGAAGAAUGCAUUCGACGUAUUGUACGAGGAAGGCGAGAAUGGCUCUCCCAAGAUGAUGACCAUCGGUUUGCACUGCCGCAUCAUUGGCAGACCUGGUCGAUUCAAGGCUCUCCAAGACUUUGUCGAAUACAUCAGCAAGAAAGAGGGAGUCUGGGUCACGACUCGUUCUGCAAUUGCAGAGACGUUUGCAGAGCAGUUCCCAUACCAGAAGGGAACCUUGGCCAAGGCGAAAGCGUAG
Ramularia collo-cygni is the source of this 1002-nucleotide messenger RNA. RefSeq names its product related to Chitin deacetylase 1. The coding region runs from base 1 to 1002 and encodes 333 amino acids. The record is from RefSeq and is a predicted model, not a curated record. Gene Ontology annotation, molecular function: hydrolase activity, acting on carbon-nitrogen (but not peptide) bonds. NCBI's taxonomy places the organism in Eukaryota, Fungi, Ascomycota, Dothideomycetes, Mycosphaerellales, Mycosphaerellaceae. Gene Ontology annotation, biological process: carbohydrate metabolic process. The transcript is spliced from 4 exons.